Messenger RNA from Leptosia nina, 300 nucleotides. The record is from the annotation of a GenBank genome assembly. Lineage: Eukaryota; Metazoa; Arthropoda; Insecta; Lepidoptera; Pieridae.
AUGCUAGUUUUUAAGGAACCCGAAGAAUCGACUGCGCACAAAGUACUGUAUUAUGGGAUACUAUUUUUAAUUAUCGUUUAUAUGAUGAAAUUAAUUAAGUAUAUGAUAUCGAAAACAAGGACUUACUAUUCGAGGGACGGCUUAAGACUUCGUACUAAUUCUCCUGGUGGGAACAGACAAGAUGAAAUAGGCAAACAUAGAAAAAGACAGAGAAGAAAGAGACACGGUCGGUUGACUGCAGCAGACCAGUGGGCAAAAGAAAAACCUUGUCACCUCACCGAUGAGGAAGAAGAAGAAUAA